Molecule: messenger RNA, 4099 nt
Organism: Uranotaenia lowii
Lineage: Eukaryota; Metazoa; Arthropoda; Insecta; Diptera; Culicidae
Gene: ple
Product: tyrosine 3-monooxygenase
Exons: 8
Coding region: 473-2128 (551 amino acids)
Biological process (GO): dopamine biosynthetic process from tyrosine
Cellular component (GO): cytoplasm; perikaryon; axon
Molecular function (GO): tyrosine 3-monooxygenase activity; iron ion binding
Source: RefSeq, a predicted model, not a curated record
UUUGCUUGCUUUUUGCAAAGUAUCAGAAGAAGAAUUGUUCGUAAUUAUCGCUGUAGCCUCAAGGAUCUCAGUGCGUUCCCGAUUAGGAAAGGAAUCGAAUCCUGUACAACAAGUGCUCUAAAAGUGAAACAGAUUGACAAACGAGUUCCAACAGUCAAAGCUCGUGGUCAACCGAAAAAAAGUAGUAGCAGCAGUUGAAAAUCAAAUCGUAAAUCAACAACAGCAGCAGGAUACAGCGCAUUAGACGUGCAAUUCGACCGAUUAGCAAUUUCGCAAAACAGUUCCAAGUGUUGUUUUAGUGAAAGGCGCCCAUACUUUGCAAAGUUUUUUCGACAAAACAGAAAAAAGGGACAUUUCCGUGUUCUUCCAUCCAACAAGUAAUUGGAGUGUGCGUGUGUUCGACGACUUCGAAGUUUCUAGAAAUCUUUUUACAAUUUUCGUCUCAAACCCCACCUUGCUCAAACACCAGAUCAUGAUGGCCGUUGCAGCUGCCCAGAAGAACCGCGAAAUGUUCGCCAUCAAGAAGUCCUACAGCAUUGAGAAUGGCUAUCCAUCCCGACGCCGUUCUCUUGUUGACGAUGCUCGCUUCGAAACCAUCGUAGUAAAGCAGACCAAGCAGACCGUCCUGGACGAAGCCCGUGCCCUGGCCAACGUAGAUCCUAGCCUGGAAUGCACGGUUCUACAGGCCGCAGAACAGCAUCCACAAGACGAAAAUGACGUUCUUCCACCAGAGGGAGACAAUGCAGUUCCCAGCGGCACUCAGGACGAUGAAACAGACGCCGGCCUAACGGAGGAGGAAGUGGUGCUUCAAAACGCUGCCUCCGCCUCGCCCGAGGCCGAAAAGGAAUCCGUCCGCGCCGCCGUCGUUGUGCACCUGCGGGAUGGCAUGGCCAAUCUCGGCCGGAUCCUGAAGGCGGUCGAAACCUUCCACGGAACCGUCGCGCACAUCGAAUCGCGCCAAUCGCGCAGCGAGGGCGUCCAGUUCGACGUGCUCGUCAAGGUUGACAUGGCCCGCUCCAAUCUGCUGCAGCUGAUCCGUUCGCUGCGCCAGACCGCGUCCUUCGGUAGCGUUAGCUUGCUGUCGGAGAACACCAACGUCAACGUGAAGGCUCCCUGGUUCCCGAAACAUGCUUCCGAGUUGGAUGGCUGCAACCAUCUGAUGACCAAGUACGAACCGGAUCUGGACAUGAACCAUCCCGGAUUCGCCGACCAGGAGUACCGCGCCCGCCGGAAGGAGAUCGCCGAGAUUGCAUUCGCUUACAAAUACGGUGACCCAAUCCCCCACAUCAACUACGUGGACACCGAGAACGCGACCUGGGGCGUCGUCUUCGGCCGCGUCAAGGAGCUGAUGGUGAAGCACGCCUGCUCCGAGUACAUUGCCGUGUUCAGCAAGCUGGAACAGGAGAAGAUCUUCGUGAAGGAACGCAUCCCGCAGCUGCAGGAGAUGAGCGACUUCCUGCGCCGGAACACCGGCUUCACGCUGCGACCGGCCGCCGGGUUGCUCACCGCCCGAGACUUCCUCGCCAGCUUGGCCUUCCGGAUCUUCCAGAGCACCCAGUACGUGCGCCACGUCAACUCGCCCUACCACACCCCCGAGCCCGAUUGCAUCCACGAACUGCUAGGCCACAUGCCGCUGCUGGCCGAUCCGAGCUUCGCACAAUUCUCGCAGGAAAUCGGAUUAGCAUCGCUGGGCGCCUCGGACGAGGAGAUUGAAAAGCUGUCAACGGUGUACUGGUUCACCGUCGAGUUCGGCCUGUGCAAGGAGCAGAAUGAGGUGAAGGCCUAUGGCGCCGGUUUGUUGUCCGCCUACGGAGAGCUGCUGCACGCCAUCAGCGACAAGCCAGAGCACCGCGCAUUCGACCCAGCCAGCACCGCCGUUCAGCCCUACCAAGAUCAAGAAUACCAGCCCAUCUACUACGUGGCUGAGAGUUUCGAGGAUGCCAAGGAGAAGUUCCGUCGCUGGGUAUCGACCAUGUCCCGACCAUUCGAGGUGCGCUUCAACCCACACACCGAACGCGUCGAGGUCCUCGAUUCCGUCGACAAACUGGACACCCUGGUGUCCCAGCUGAACACAGAAAUCCUGCAUCUGACGAACGCAAUCGCCAAACUGCGACAACCGUUCUGCUAAAGCAAAAGAUUUUAAAAUAAUUUACUAAACAAUAAGAGUGUCGCGUCCGACUCCGUCCGAGUGCCAACCCGCGUCCCGGAUUGCGGGGACCACAUCCGGUAGCCAGAUCCUACCGGAAAUAGCUAGGCGGCACUCGACCAGUAGCGCAGCAAAGAAACAAUGACGACCGACCGAUAUUCUCUUUUUUAACCUUAAACGCCUAUAAAAAGCAAACACUAUAUUCUCACGCUAAUGACAGCCAAAAAGACAACAACAGUAUUUAAAAAAAAAAAGUGCGCGUAUUACCCCACACCAGGGGCGCAUCUCGGGACGCCGAGAUGACACCAAGGAACCUACACCUUCCUAUAAAAACCGAAUGGAGUAGCAGAAGCAGAAGUCGGACCAAUCCUAUCCAACCAAUCCCCAAGACACGAGAAAGCAGCUUUCAUUCAUAUUUUCCGGAGAAUAUGAAUGCAACCCGCACGAUUAGCAGGAUCCACGCGAUGUUCCGCGUUCAGGCGCGGUCAUCGCCAUCGAAACACUGUCAGGCCCAAUUUUUGGAAUUCGAACAAAAUUUCGCGUUCUGAGUGUUCAACUUUGCGAAAUUUUCAACUAGCCAUACCACAAAAAAAAACUAAAAUUCCGAAUCACCCCCCCUACAAUGCACCAAGCAUCAAGUUUCAUCCAGGACAUCCUGCUGCACAUCUGCUCUCCCGCGUCACUUCAUCGCUUCUCCUAAACAAGCAAAUACGCCCACACAUCUACAAAACACGCUGCGCAAAUUGUUCACUGAUUUUAAAUAGUAACAUUGAACCCUAGGAAGCAUAUGUUUAUUUAUAGAUUCUUAUAAGUAUUAUUUACUAUUUAAAUUAGGGUAACGUAAAUUAUUUGAUCUUUUGUUGAGGAUUGAGCGCUUCUUCUCGUAUGCGUAGAAGAACAAAUUUUAGAACAGAGAAAGAGAGAGAGAGAGUGCGAGCGGCCAGGAUUCGAGUGGAUCCUCCCAGAAAGCGGAAUUUUCUGACUAGGAGGACCGAAAGCCCUGGAUACCAACCGCCGAUCCCCGUAUAUCGUCACUUAUGGUGCAAAAGAUUGACUGCUUUUGCGACGAAAACACCACCCAUUCGAGGACCGACGCGUUGAUCUGCAGGGCUGCUCCUCGCAAAAGGACGAUUCCCGGAAAACCCUGGAAUCCACUGGAGUCUUCAGCGGCCGAUCAAACGUGACAGAGAGAGAGAAAAAAAUAACACAAUCCAAGCAGAACGGAACCAACCCUUUAAGAACACCUUCGUCCCCAAAGAAUGCCGACCAUAAGCGAACCCCCGAAAGGCGUUUGCUUAGGAGAAAAUCAUCCUCGAUCUUCCCUUAAAAACACUCAUUUUUAUCAUUUUUCAAAUUAUAUAUACUUUCUUUUAUUUUUUUAUUCCCACUUUUAAAUAUCAUUAGGCCAUAAGGAGCGUCCAUAAAAAAUAAGACAAAAGUGUAGUGAACGACACUUACACAAUCAAAAAAUAUUAUAGCCCUUAAACCCCUACAUACAUACACAAAGCUUUGCUCAAGCUCAAAAUUGACACACACACCCUAUUAAAAGGGUGGACACGCUUUACCUUUACUUCCUAUAUCUACCUAUUAUUCUGCUUAAAAAUGUGUAUAAAAGCAAGGCAUUAUAAAACUAUUGGAAUUGAGCGCUCCAACAAACCCCCGUGGGAGACAUAAACUCUUUUUUUUUAUCUUCAAAAAGUAAUAGAACACCUAUGUCUGCGAUAUUGUAUAAGUUUGUAGAAAUAGCACACACACACCCAAACACACAUAAGAAAAAAACACACACACACGGACAUACAAUUUGAAGGCAAAAAUUUGUAUUAUUUUUUUUAUAAAAGAGUAUAUAUUAUAAAGAGAGUAUAAGAAAAAUUGAAAUGAAACGAUGAAACAAGCAAAAGCAAUGUUGCUGAAUGAAAAUUGUAAUUGAGUAAAAAUAAACGAAAGAAAAAACAA